CUGUGUGAGCUCCUGUCAUGGUGAUCUGGAAACUUGGGCUGGACAGGUGUGCAGUGACCACGUCGCCCUGGGUGACCUUCCUCGGAUGUGGACUUGGCCCUGAGCAUCCUUCCACCAGGCCCCUCGCCUGGGUACCAUCGAGAAAUGCCCGCCUUUGUGUCUAAGUGACAGCGCAGAGGCAGCCUCCGCUACCGAGAUCAUCUUCUGGGUCACCCAAGUUUCCAGACCGCUUCUCUUUCCAGCUCUCAUGGGGACCACAGAAGCUACACUAAGGAUGGAAAAUGUGGACGUGAGGGAUGAAUGGCAGGAUGAGGAUCUGCCCAGACCGCUCCCAGAAGACACCGGGGUGGAGCGGCUGGGUGGUGCAGUGGAAGACUCCUCCUCGCCUCCCUCCACCCUGAACUUGAGCGGAGCACAUCGAAAGAGAAAGACGCUGGUGGCCCCAGAGAUCAACAUCUCCCUGGACCAAAGCGAGGGCUCUCUGCUGUCCGACGACUUCCUCGACACGCCUGAUGACCUGGACAUCAAUGUGGACGACAUUGAGACGCCAGAUGAAACUGACUCUCUGGAGUUCUUGGGAAAUGGCAAUGAACUUGAGUGGGAAGAUGACACCCCAGUGGCCACCGCCAAAAACAUGCCUGGUGACAGUGCGGACCUGUUUGGGGACGGCUCUGCGGAAGACGGCAGUGCAGCCAAUGGUCGUCUGUGGAGGACUGUCAUCAUAGGGGAGCAAGAACAUCGCAUCGACCUGCAUAUGAUCCGGCCCUACAUGAAGGUGGUCACCCAUGGAGGAUACUACGGGGAAGGUCUCAACGCCAUCAUCGUGUUUGCAGCCUGCUUCCUGCCAGAUAGCAGCUCCCCAGACUAUCACUACAUCAUGGAGAAUCUCUUCCUGUACGUCAUCAGCAGCCUAGAACUGCUCGUGGCUGAGGACUACAUGAUCGUGUAUCUGAACGGCGCCACGCCCCGGAGGAGGAUGCCCGGUAUUGGCUGGCUGAAGAAGUGUUACCACAUGAUUGACAGGAGACUGAGGAAGAAUCUAAAGUCCCUGAUCAUCGUCCACCCCUCCUGGUUCAUCCGCACUGUGUUGGCCAUCUCCCGGCCCUUCAUCAGUGUCAAAUUCAUUAGUAAAAUCCAGUACGUGCACAGCCUGGAAGAGCUGGAGCGACUGAUUCCCAUGGAACAUGUGCAGCUGCCAGACUGUGUCCUGCAAUAUGAAGAGCAGAGACUCCGAGCCAAGAGGGAGAGCACACGGCCACCGCAGCCGGAGUUCCUCCUUCCCAGGUCAGAAGAAAAGCCAGAGACUGUGGAAGAAGAGGACAGGGCAGCAGAGGCAACAGAGGACCAGGAAACUAGCAUGUCCUGAUCUACCCAGAACCUAGACAUGGACAGAGAUUAUUCCCAACAUCAUGUAACCCUCAUCCGAAGCCCUGGGAGCCCCGCCUUCAUCGAGCCUCCACCGCCCGAGGACGCCUGGCUCCACCAUGUCCCCUGCACCCGGGUCCUCUCACUGCUUGAGUCCAUUUCACUGUUUUAUUUUGAAGAAGGCGGUAUGAGCACAUCUCGGAAUGGAGCAGGUUCUUGACCCUUUCACAGUCUGGGCUUGUGGAUGCCAAAGGUGGACGUGGGCAGUGCCACCCACGGUUACUCUUCCAGGCCUUGGCAUCCCCAAGAUGCCCUUCUCUGUCCCAGCUAGGAUAACACAGAUGUGCAUUUUGGGCUGACCCAAUGAGAGACCCUUUGCUCGGUUGCCACCUGUCCCUAGCUGGAGCCUCAGAUGUCUGGUGGCCCUGGCUGCAGCUGCAUCUGCUUCUCUGUGGAAUGUGACCCACUGUCCCCUCUCCCUGCCACCCCAGGCAGGGUUGUGACUGCUGACCUCACAUCUCCACCUGACAUGCCCUAUUCUGCCAUUUGACUGUCUUUGGGGGCUUUCAAGCCUAUUGCACAUGUACUGAUCAGCCUGGUGGUCAACAAACCCAACAUUUUUGAGCUCCUUUAAAGUAGAUGUGACUCCA
Molecule: messenger RNA, 2015 nt
Organism: Mus caroli (Ryukyu mouse)
Lineage: Eukaryota; Metazoa; Chordata; Mammalia; Rodentia; Muridae
Gene: Atcay
Product: ATCAY kinesin light chain interacting caytaxin
Biological process (GO): apoptotic process
Cellular component (GO): cytoplasm
Source: RefSeq, a predicted model, not a curated record